Messenger RNA from Linum trigynum, 2349 nucleotides. The record is from the annotation of a GenBank genome assembly. Lineage: Eukaryota; Viridiplantae; Streptophyta; Magnoliopsida; Malpighiales; Linaceae.
ACCAUUAACCCACCCAGAAAAUCUGCCUCCUCUACCUUCUGCUUAUCUCUCUACGGUUCGCGCCGCUGAGGGAGAAAGGAAGGCGGCUAAAGGAGCUGGUGACGGACCUCCGGUGUUUUCCCCCACACAUGUUUCCUUAUUGAUUUCCUCUGCGCCGAUUCAAGGUUCUAGGUGCGUGAAUUCUUCAAUCGCCAUUACUGCCACCAAAUCAUAAUCCCAAAUCUACGACGAUAUCCCGAGAUAGAGAGAGCAUGCAAGAUUGAGUGGGAAUGGAGGGCGACGCGAUCCCCAUAUCAUUCGACGGUGAUGGUUUAUGGUUCGCUACUCUGAAAACGUCAAAACCCAGGAAGCCUUCCAUCCCACCGAACAGAGAAACCAACUUGGCGAAGCUGUCGUGGUCCUCCUGGUCUAUCGCUACCAAGGCGUUGUCGUCAUUGAUUCACCAGCACCACCGACGCUGCUCUUUGAUCUCUAAUCUCAGCAGCGAACAGCGAGAUCUGCUAUUGGGGAGGUAGAAGAUGAAGGUAAAGAAGAAGAAGGCGGAGGUCAACAAGGGUCGGGUCUGAUUUUUUUCAUCAGAUGGGUUAAAACAUCGGUCGGCUUAGAGUUUCUUACGUGGAGGAUUGAAUUAUUAUUAUUUUUGGUUUAAAUAUGGAUGACUCACCUAUUCUGUUAGCCACGUCAGCAGUUAACUGACGACACUAACGGAGAUUAACAAAGAGUGACCGAACUUAGACUGUUCAACUAAUUUAAGUGACUACGAAUGGAAUAAACCAAUUCAAGUGACCAAACAUGGAAUUUUAUAUCAAUUAGAGUGACCAAACUUGCAAUUUAGCCAAAUUACUUGAUAGCUUUAAAUUUGUAGCUCGUGUUUUCCAUAACGCUAACAACUCCAAUUCGAGUCAAUUAUAACUCGAAUUGGCAAAGUAGUAUAACAUUGACCGAAGCCAUAUUCCUCGGAAACUCUAGAUCGGCUGCUACUCUCGACCUGGAUCUACUAUCUAGCCAAAUGGAUGGUUGGUGGUUUAUGUGCAAAACAAAUGAAGAAAGAAACAAAACUAACUAUGAGUAAUAUGAUCACAAUAAAUAGAAUGUUAGUUAGGUUGAAUCCUCAAUUUGGGAAACGUUGAAUACCCAGAUAUGCCAAUAAGAAGGGCUUAGGAUACGGUCAAUAUUCACUGGUUACUGACCAAUGAGUAAUUAAAUCUCAGCCAUCAAAUUUAAGUGGACCUAGAAAAUUCAGAUAUAAAGGUGGAGAAUUAAAAGCAAUUUAUUUUCCCUAGUUUACUUAAUCGGCUCUUAUCUUCUUUGUUCUAACUCGGAUUUCUUUUUUUUUCACAUAUGAAAUGAGUUUGUUGUGCUCUGCAAAAUGAGAUCAAUGUUCAAUAUUUUUUGAGGAUUUUUUUUCAUAUCUCCCGUUACCAACUGCAUACCAUAUGAUAACUUCUUCGUUUCUAAGCCGUUUUUUAAAACAUUUGCUCAGAAGGAACGAGUUCCUCAUGAUCUAUUGGAUCUACAAACACAUAAAACGAUUCACAACAAGCAUCAAUCACCCAUUCCGGCCUAGCCAUGCACCAUCAUCUUUGUACGUAACACCCCGAUAUUUGGGUGUAGGUUCGACCACAAUAAAGGAGCAAUUGAAUCAAUGAUUAUGUACGAGUACCUCAAAAUUUUCAAACCGGGUUAACGACCAAGGCCUAACUAUUCGGCGUGGGCGUGGCCCAAAUUCAUUGAUGCACAACGGAGGGAUUGUAACUAUGGAUUAAGGGUGAUAAUAAUCCUACAAACAAUUUAUAGAGGUCCCACGUGAGAACCCAUCCAAUUGAGUUUUUCCUAGCUUAUGCGCACAGUUAGGGAGAAUUUUUUGAUAAUUUUGAUGAGUUUAAAACACCUAAAUUAUUAAUUAAAAAAAUGAAUCGGGUCUCCAAGACUGCAGCUAGAGCCAUUCCUUUUUUAUUUAAUAUGUUAUAUAUAUGGGGCGCUUCUUUAGCCAAAAGUAUAUAUAUAUAUAUAUAUAUGGUUUAAACUUCAUUGGUUUUUGCUAUUUAGAUGAUUACUUAAGCAAAGUUUGGAGCAUAAUACUAUACCCUACGCACGAAUGGGUGAACUCCAAUUCCUAAUUUCCUAACCCAAAUCAUGAUAUAUAUUCAUUUAAUAUUAAAAUAAUAAUCGAUGGUUCUCAUUCAUCAAAAUAUAUCAAAGUACAAAUAAUAGGUAUGAUCACAAGCAUAUAGCAUACAGGCGUACGCUAUCCUUUGCCAUAUAUAAUCAUCUACUAUAGUUCAAAUUAUUGGUGUUUGCAAGCGAAAUGAUUAUCCCUGCCGAAUUCAUUAAAGUAUAAACUCAAUU